Molecule: messenger RNA, 2948 nt
Organism: Diabrotica balteata
Lineage: Eukaryota; Metazoa; Arthropoda; Insecta; Coleoptera; Chrysomelidae
Source: the annotation of a GenBank genome assembly
AAAUGACAAUACGACAAAGACUAAAGAGGUUAGAUUUUUAUUUGGGUCAGAAAAGUAAAAUUUUCUAUUAAAUUAUACGAAAUUUACUAAAAGAUGAUAAAAUUUUAAAACUUGAAUCGAAUGAAAAUAUGUAUCCAUAAUAAUCACACCAUGUAUGUGAAAUAUAUUAUGUUCAAUUCUAUUUUUAAAACUUAAUCAGCCCAAAUAACAGAUGUGAUAUCAGUAGAUCCUGUUGUAGAGAAAAUGGAUGGGGAAAAAGAUGAUAGAAAGCUCUCUUGGUCUGAGCUUAAAGGGGUUGUCAGUGAUCUUAGGAGACAGCUCUCUAGUUUGUCUACAAUGGUACCAUCAUCUAUAACAUUUAGGACUUUACAAGAUGGUAGAUCUAGGAUAUACUUUCUUAGUACUCCUCAGAAUGGUUGGGAGACAACUCUGUUGUUUGCGGAUGUACCUAAUACGAUUCAACCAACUAGUUUAAGACUCCAGUGGCAAUGUGUGAUAGAAUCAAAUUUUCCAAGUAUUUCAUCUACCAACAAGUUUUCUAGGGAAGAACAAUUAUUAUGGGAAAGAAAACGAAUGACGACCUGGGGCAUAAAUUCUUAUGAAAUUCAUAGUGAGAGUGGUAAAAUUGUUUUUCCAGCUGCCAGUAGUUUGUUCCAAUGUGUUGAUAAUGGAUUAUCAAAUGGUCAACUGUUUCCCACAAAACUUCGUAUGACAGCGUCUGGAGCGAAGAUCAAUUCCCAAAUAUGCCCUUCAAACCCCGAUUUAGUAGCUUACAUUUGUAAUCAUGACAUAUGGGUAACGCACACCGUAUCCGGUUCAAAUGAAAGAUUAACUUAUGCCCAUGUAGGCGGAAGAUAUCUAGCAGAAGAUCCGUUGUGUGCUGGAGUGCCUUCCUAUGUUAUGCAAGAGGAGUUUUCUAGAUAUCAAGGCUAUUGGUGGCAACCCAAAUCUAACGAUGGUGUAUAUAGAAUUCUGUACGAAGAAGUAGACGAGGGCGAUGUAAAAGUAUUUUGUUUUCCUUCUUCUCAAUCCGAUUCUGGCGAUGUGGAAGAAUUCAGGUUUCCACGAGCUGGUUGUGCCAAUUCUAAGUCAUACCUGAAGAUGAUCAAGUUCAAAGUUAAUGAACAUCUUCAAAUUGUGGACGUGUGUAUGUUAGAAAUGCGUUUUUCAUUGUCCGGCCUGUUUCCUUGGAUGGAGUAUGUCGUAAGAGCAGGAUGGACACCUAAUGCCGAAUCCAUUUGGGUUCAACUACUAGAUAGACGACAAGAAAGGUUACAAUUAGUAUUACUGUCUCUUCAAAAUUUUAUUGAAGUGGUUCCUAUUAGUAUUGAUCACGAUAGCAAUCCUGUAGUGCAAGUAAUUUAUUCUGAAGAAUCCGUUAUUUGGGUUAACGUUCACGACUUAUUAUAUUUCUUACCAACUACGGAUAAUAACGAGGUGCAAUUUAUUUGGGCAUCGGAAGAAAGCGGCUUUCGGCACUUAUACUUGAUCUCAGCACAAGUCGUGCCAUACGGAUUAACAGAUACCAUUUCCUACAUAUUUAAACAGCCAAAAAUCUUGUCGAAAGUAGCACUUACCAGCGGGAAUUGGGAAGUGUUAGGACAGAAUCUUUGGGUAGAUAACGAAAGACAGCUUGUGUAUUUUAUGGGUCUAAAAGAAACGCCUCUAGAAAAGCAUUUGUAUGUAGUAUCGUUAAGACGACCUGGAGAAGUCAGGUUGUUGACGCGACCUGGAUUUUCGCAUUCUGUUGAUUUUAAUAAGGAUUGUUCGAUGAUAGUAACGGUAUAUAGCAAUAUUCAAAAACCCCCCGACUGCCAAGUAUUCCGAAUAGUACAUACUGAUUGGACAGUAGAAGGAGUGAAAUUGACACCUUUAGGUUACCUUAUGGAAUCUAUGCCAUUAGUUAGCGAAUGUUAUUCCCCCGAAUUAUUCACGCAUAAGGUCAGUUCGGGUCACGUUUUGUAUGCCAUGGUAUUUAAACCUCAUGACUUCGAAUGCGGGAAGAAGUAUCCAACGGUGUUAAAUGUUUAUGGUGGACCCGAGGUGCAAUUGGUAUCUAAUACAUUUAAGGGCAUGAGGCAAUUAAGGAUGCACAUGUUAGCCGCUAGAGGAUACUGUGUAGUAGCAAUUGACUCUAGGGGAUCUCAGCAUCGAGGUUUAGUAUUUGAAAGUUACAUAAAAAAACGAAUGGGUACAGUAGAACUUAAAGAUCAAGUAGAAGUUUUAAGAUGGUUGAGCGAGAGUCUGCAGUAUAUAGAUUUAAGUAGAGUAGCUAUACAUGGAUGGUCAUACGGUGGAUAUUUAAGUUUAAUGGGUCUAAUAAAUUAUCCAGAAAUAUUCAAAAUAGCAAUAGCCGGAGCACCGGUCACGAAUUGGAGUUUGUAUGAUACGGGAUAUACGGAGCGAUACAUGGAUUUGCCCGAAUUUAAUCCCGAUGGUUAUCACAAUGGGAACGUACUGAAUUAUAUUAGUAAAUUUCCAGAAGAGGAAAAUCGACUUUUAAUUAUCCACGGUCUAAUAGACGAGAACGUCCACUUCUACCACACUACCCAGCUUAUCAACAGCCUAAUAAAAGCCGGUAAACCCUAUCAGCUUCAAAUAUAUCCCAACGAAAGGCAUUCGCUGCGACAUUUAGAUGCUAGUAAACAUUACGAAACUACUUUGCUGUCUUUUCUACAAAACCAUUUGUAGAUGUAGAAAAAAAAAUUAGGUUUGGAACAAAUGUCAGUUAUUUUAAACAUAACAUAUUACAUACACUGCUCCAAGAAAUUCACGCUCCAUUACGCCACGUUAGUAGUGACACCACGCUGAUAUUUUUGUAAAGUUGGUUUCAAAUUCCGAUUGUAAACAGUGGGUACUAAAUAUGCUACUACUAUAUAUUGUGUAAUUUAAUUUUUAAUUACAUAUAAAUCCUAUGUAAUUUUAUUAAUAAACGUGGUUUUAAAGUU